Messenger RNA from Manihot esculenta (cassava), 2163 nucleotides. RefSeq lists its product as uncharacterized. The transcript is spliced from 4 exons. NCBI's taxonomy places the organism in Eukaryota, Viridiplantae, Streptophyta, Magnoliopsida, Malpighiales, Euphorbiaceae. Gene Ontology annotation, molecular function: catalytic activity. Gene Ontology annotation, cellular component: endoplasmic reticulum. The record is from RefSeq and is a predicted model, not a curated record. Gene Ontology annotation, biological process: GPI anchor biosynthetic process. Bases 297 to 1751 code for a protein of 484 amino acids.
AUAUUUCCUUAGUGUCCAACUCCAACACACGCAAACAACAUUUUCUCUCACCGGAGUUGUUAGCAGGCUUGGCCUUUUAUAUUUCUCUCUUUGUUUUAUUUAAGAACCCUAAACUCCAAAAUCAAGUAAUCAACCCUUACUUAGCUGCCAAGUGUCACUAACCCAUUUCCCAGAAGACUCCUCCUCUUCCUCUUCCUCUUCCUCUGCCUCCCCAAUAAACACUUUUAACAUUCUCUGUUUCAUGCUGUGCAGAAACACCCUUUCAUUCCUUCUUCUUCAUCACCCGAUUCUCCACCAUGUUCAGGAUCCUUAACUUACGCCUCAGGCGCUUCUGCUCUCGUCUCCGGUGGUCGAUUCGCCGUAGGCCCAGGUCCAAAAUCAUAAUCAGGAAAUUUGGGAAAACUAACUCCUUCACUCGAAGUGAUUCCACUAAUGGGUCUGCCGUUGUUCAUCCGAAUGGCCAAUUAGAUAAUCUGAAAACCGAGGUGAAGCCUAUAAAGAUAGCAACUUUCAAUGCUGCCCUUUUCUCAAUGGCUCCUGCAGUACCUAAAACACUAGACUUUGAGAAUGAAGAUCACCAAAUGGGUACAAGGUCUACAGAUGUUAUGUUGCGUACGAAGUCCGCAAAUGAUCGGCCAAAGAGCAUACUAAAGCAGUCGCCCCUUCAUCCCAAUUCCAUGAAUAGUGAUGAUAAUCUUUCCAGGCAGAAAAAGUUUCCUAAAUCGAGAUUAAGGGUAUCCAUCAAUUUGCCAGAUAAUGAGAUUUCAUUACUGAGAAACAGGAAACUGGAGUUUAUGGAAGACAAGGAGACAAUUAAAGGUAGCAAUCUGACUACAAUUCUGAGAGGAAAGGCCCAUAUGAGGUCACAGAGUGCGAUUUUUGCGAAUAUAGUUGAUGGAGACAACUAUUGGAGUACAAGAACGGUGGUUGAAGUGUUGAAAGAAUUGGAUGCUGAUGUAUUGGCUCUGCAAGAUGUGAAAGCAGAGGAGGAGAAAGAAAUGAAGCCUCUUUCAGAUUUGGCUGCUGCUUUGGGAAUGAAUUAUGUAUUUGCAGAGAGCUGGGCUCCUGAGUACGGCAAUGCUAUUUUGUCCAAAUGGCCAAUUAAGAGAUGGAAAGUGCAGAAGAUUUUUGACGAUACUGAUUUCAGAAAUGUUCUAAUGGCCACAAUCGAUGUGCCAGAGAAAGGAGAGGCCAAUUUCUACUGCACCCAUCUGGAUCACCUUGACGAGAACUGGCGGAUGAAGCAAAUAAAUGCCAUAAUACAGUCUAACGAUGGUCCUCAUAUCUUGGCUGGAGGUCUCAAUUCCCUUGAUGAGACGGAUUACUCUGCAGAGAGGUGGAUGGAUAUUGUGAAGUACUAUGAGGAGAUGGGAAAGCCAACGCCAAAGGUUGAGGUGAUGAGAUUUCUGAAGAGUAAGCAUUACACAGAUGCUAAGGAGUUUGCAGGAGAAUGCGAGCCGGUGGUUAUGAUAGCUAAAGGGCAAAACGUGCAAGGGACCUGCAAGUAUGGGACUCGGGUUGAUUACAUAUUGGCUUCCUCAAAUUCACCAUACAAGUUCGUUCCAGGGUCGUACUCAGUGUUGUCUUCAAAAGGAACAUCUGAUCAUCACAUCGUUAAAGUUGAUAUGAUAAUGGUGAAUAGCAGUAGCGAUGAAGAAAACGUCUCCAGAAAGAGACACCAACCUAAACAGAGAGUUGUAAAAAUAACAAGUUCUUCUCCUUCUAAAGCUGUUUGGAAAGCUCCAACAUGAGAUGGAUAAAUAAAUCUUUCUUUGGUUUCCUUGACGGGAAAUACGAGGAAGCAGUGAAUUUUGGACCUGGUUUUAACUUCCUAAUUUUUACUUGUGUAAAUCACCGUAACAAUAGGAAAAAUGAAGGUAUUUGUGUAUGUGGUGGCAGUUUCGUUAUUAUCUGUAUAGCUUUAGGGGAAAAUUUGAGAAAAUGGAAACUAAAAUUCAGAAAGUGCUUCAAUUUUUGUCUGGGGAUUAUUUUAGUAUAAAUAGUAAUGUGAUUAUUGAGUUGGCAUUAAGAAUAUAGGUUGAGUUGGCAUUAAGAAUAUAGGUGGAGCUGGAAUAUCUGAGUGGUUGGUGAAAUUGUUAGUUGUAUAGUAGAAAGGAGUUGUACAAAUAAUAAUUGAAUCUUUCCAGCUGGUUUUGAAGGUGU